Messenger RNA from Cyphellophora europaea CBS 101466, 1314 nucleotides. RefSeq lists its product as uncharacterized. The transcript has a single exon. The record is from RefSeq and is a predicted model, not a curated record. The coding region runs from base 1 to 1314 and encodes 437 amino acids. NCBI's taxonomy places the organism in Eukaryota, Fungi, Ascomycota, Eurotiomycetes, Chaetothyriales, Cyphellophoraceae.
AUGUCUGCCUCGCCCGCCGUAACUGCAGCACGUCCGUCAGGGCUGGUCGACUUUCGGAAACACGCCGAAUAUCCCAUCGUCCUUGGCGACUCACUCAAAGACGACGCCUCAGCCGAGCGACUCAUUGACCUUCGUUUCAACUGGCAACCAAAGGCCGGCCUGGAAGACUAUGACAGUCAAUUCUCCAUGGGCAAGGAUGGCUAUAGCCUACAGGUCACCGACCCCGUUACCUCGGACUCAGCUUUUCGAUACUCGGGUCACGACCGCAACAAUGGCGAUGACAUGUCUUCCUUCGUUCUCAUCUUCGACAGGAAGCGGUCGGCUUUCGUGCUCGAGAAUGUCGCUCAUUCCAUAGACCUCAAUCUCGAGUCUGCAGCUUCUCAGUCCAAGGAUGACAUCCGACGCCGUCCAAGACUACCCGAUGGUCCCCCGAGACAGUCGUCGAGUGGAGGCAAGAAAGCGGUCGAUGAUGAUGAGCCCGAUCCUUCUAACCCUUUCGACUUCCGUAACUUUCUCGAUGAGGCCAAGGUGACUGCAGAGAAGACUGCAGGCAGCCGCAGUCCUUUGCCAGGCUCUCGCACUCCGCUGAGCGGUUUUGCGAGCCCUGCAGCCGGCCCAAGCCGUUUCACUCCAACUACCACACCAGCUCUACCACAGAAAGAGGCGCGGCCUGUCCAGAGAAAGCCCAAAGCCGAGCCUCCGGCUAGGAAGCCGAAGACUGCACAGAAACCCGCCAAGCAAGUUCCACUAUCGAGCGAGAGAAUCUCCGACUCCGACGACGAAUUGAGCGAUAGUGUUGCCGUCUCCAAAGAGUCAAAGCCUGCUGCUGUAGCGAACAAAGGUCACACUCGCAAUACAUCUGCCAGCCAUGGCCAGUCGCCUCACAUUGUCGUCAAUGAUGGCGAUUUAGAGAUCGAUAUGGGUUCCCCGCCUACCCAAUUACGACACCGGAAGCGCCAAAUUGAUGCCGAAGCCUUUCGCAGCCAUACCGGGACGCCCGUCAUUGGCAACAGUCCGCGCCAACAGACUCAUGCUGCUCCUGACAUUGAGAUGAAGGAUGUGAACGGCCAGGACGAAGAUGGAGAUGUUGAGGAGCUUAAUCUGGACAGUCCUCAGGCCCUGGCUACUGCGGUCACGAUACAAGAGCACGCGCCUACGCCGCCGAAUCAGGCGGCGAGUGAAGACGACGAAGUCGCCGAGCUUGAAGAUCUACUUGGGGGCGACGAUGAUGAGCAUGAUACCAGCGGCCAAGGCGUUGGUCUUGGCAUCACCCGGCCUGCAGAUGACGAUAGUGAAGAAAGCGAGGAAGAGUGA